AUGACCGGAGAAUGGACCAUCGAUAUCGACCACCUGCGUAUGCCCCCUGGGCUGCGGAAACGCCUCGAGGCCAUCGAGACGAGAGACCACGGGGCCAGAUACGUGUGUACGGCGGCAGGGCGUGGUCAUAUCUACUUUAUAGACCCGUUCCCCCACGAGGGCGAGAACUAUGUCUACCACCUCCAAACGCAGUGGAAGCUUACGUAUCCCAAUCAACUCAAGGGCAAGAUCAAGAAACAAGGGUUUAUCGUGUUGGACAGACCACGUGGCAUGGGCUGCGAGGUAUGGGAUCCUUUGUUCGCGGUCACAGAGAUGGGCGUGAAGCGCGGAUCGAUCGAGCUGAACUGGUCAGAGAGUCACGACACGGUCCUGAAGUAUCACACGAAGCCUUGGGUCAUGAACGACUUCGCGACGUUGCACUUAGUCUUAGAGGAGACGUAUCCGGCGCUUGAAAUUACCAUGACCGUCGUCGGCAGUUUCCUCCUGGCAGGUGUUGUGGCCACCGCUUCCUGA
Molecule: messenger RNA, 513 nt
Organism: Verruconis gallopava
Lineage: Eukaryota; Fungi; Ascomycota; Dothideomycetes; Venturiales; Sympoventuriaceae
Exons: 1
Coding region: 1-513 (170 amino acids)
Source: RefSeq, a predicted model, not a curated record